AGCGAGCAAGCAAGGGAGACACUGUCCCAGCCUCCAUCCGUCUAACUCGUCGCACAAUGUUUUUAAUAAUUUACAAGGCUGUUUGUCGUUCGUCGUAUGCAAAUUCAAAGACUGUGGACUGAUACCACCAUCUACAGUUUGCCAUGGCGACGGUAGUGAUGGAGCAGAUCGGCCGCCUGUUUAUCAACGCCCAGCAGCUGCGUCAAAUCCCCCAGCUGCUGGAGUCGGCCUUCCCCACGCUGCCUUGCACCGUCAAGGUGUCCGACGUUCCCUGGGUGUUCCAAGAGCGUCACAUCCUCACCGGCUACAGACAGCCGGACCAUAGCUGGCGCUACUACUUUCUCACCCUCUUCCAACGGCACAACGAGACCAUUAACGUAUGGACCCAUCUGCUGGCCGCCCUCAUCAUCUUGGUGAAGUGGCAGGAGAUCUCACAGACUGUCGAUUUUUUACGAGACCCUCACGCUCAGCCCCUCUUCAUCGUCCUCCUCGCCGCCUUCACCUACCUCUCCUUCAGUGCCCUCGCUCAUCUCUUGUCUGCCAAAUCCGAGCUCUCUCACUACACCUUCUACUUCCUCGACUACGUGGGGGUGGCCGUCUACCAGUACGGCAGUGCGCUGACUCACUACUACUACGCCAUCGAGGAGUCUUGGCACGCCAGAGUGCAAGGUUUCUUUUUACCCGCCGCUGCUUUCUUGGCCUGGCUCACAUGCUUUGGCUGCUGCUAUGGCAAAUACGCCAGUCCCACGCUUCCCAAGCUUUCGCACAAGCUUUUCCAAGUGGUGCCCUCAGCCUUGGCUUACUGUUUGGACAUCAGUCCCGUGGUGCACCGCAUCUACGCGUGCUACCAGGAAGGCUGCUCCGACCUGGUCGUGGUGUACCACCUUUACCAAGUGCUCCUUUUCCUCAUCGGCGCCUACUUUUUUUCCUGCCCCCACCCGGAGAGCUGGUUCCCGGGGAAGUGUGACUUCAUCGGGCAGGGCCACCAGAUCUUCCACGUGUUCGUCAUGGUUAGCACCCUGGUGCAGAUAGAAGCGCUGCGAAUUGACUUCAGCGAGCGGCGGCCGCUCUAUGAGCGACUGCACGGCGAUCUCGCUCACGACGCCGUCGCGCUUUUUAUCUUCACUACCUGCUGCAGUGCCCUCACUGCUUUUUACGUGCGCAAACGUGUGCAAGCUUCGCUCCAUGAAAAACACACUUAAAUGAAAUGUUACAUCUCAGGUUGCUCUACAGUGACCAGUAAUUUUAAUUUGAUCAUUUUCGAACAGUGAUUUCUUCCUUGUGUAAUCUGCCAAACUACAGUGAACAGUGUGAACUAUUUGUCAGCAAGAGUGUAGUUGAAUCCUGUAGGUCACGUUCACUUUUUUUGCGCUUGUAACACAU
Phycodurus eques (leafy seadragon) is the source of this 1383-nucleotide messenger RNA. RefSeq names its product progestin and adipoQ receptor family member VII, b (gene paqr7b). The transcript has 2 exons. NCBI's taxonomy places the organism in Eukaryota, Metazoa, Chordata, Actinopteri, Syngnathiformes, Syngnathidae. Bases 144 to 1202 code for a protein of 352 amino acids. Gene Ontology annotation, biological process: response to steroid hormone. Gene Ontology annotation, molecular function: nuclear steroid receptor activity; steroid binding. Gene Ontology annotation, cellular component: plasma membrane. The record is from RefSeq and is a predicted model, not a curated record.